Messenger RNA from Lineus longissimus, 1773 nucleotides. RefSeq names its product 5'-nucleotidase domain-containing protein 1-like. The transcript is spliced from 12 exons. Bases 1 to 1455 code for a protein of 484 amino acids. Gene Ontology annotation, molecular function: 5'-nucleotidase activity. Lineage: Eukaryota; Metazoa; Nemertea; Pilidiophora; Heteronemertea; Lineidae. The record is from RefSeq and is a predicted model, not a curated record.
AUGGCGGAAAGUUUGGAGAGAGAAAAAGUUUGCGAUGAAAAGGAACACUUUGUGCUCGCUGAUUAUGAUGCUUUUGGAUUUGAUCUUGAUCACACACUUGCCAAAUAUAAUCUUAUACCAUUAUUUGAGCUGAUCUAUUCAAGCCUGACAGACUACCUAGUUGAGGUCAAAGGUUAUGAUAAGGAUCUCCUGAAGCCAUUUCGCAAUUUCAAAAAGUUCUGCACAAGGGGUCUGGUGUUAGAUUGUGAAGCUGGAAAGUUAUUGAAAUUGGAUCAGGAUGGAAGAAUUUUGAGAGCCAGCCAUGGGACAACAUUACUAUCCAAUGAAGAAAUCGAAGCACUUUAUGGCAAAGAACGGAGAUGGAGUCAUGCUGAUGAGUUAUUGGGGAAUGUCAAUAACUUCAGAGAAUUUCGAAUUUUUGAGAACUUCUUUGACAUGCCUGGUGCUGUUGUUUCUGCCCGGGUGAUAGAUAUUAUUGAUAAAAGGCUCGGGGGACGGCAAGAGAAAUAUACCUUUUGGCCAGAUGUUAUUGGUGCUUUCAACUACACAUAUACACCUCAACAUUUUCCAGACAUGAAAGGUGGAUAUUUUCCCGAUAAAUUUAGAAAUUUGCCCAAAUACGUAUCGGAGUGUACCAAAGAGGUGAAACAGUGGUUGAAGCUACUACGAGAGAACAAGCGUGUUGUGUAUGUCAUGACGUCAUCCCGAGCUGAUCUUGGAGUGUUUAUAUUGAAACAUAUAUUAGGGGAAGAUUGGAGAGACUACUUUGAUAUUUCGUUAUUUUAUGCCAGGAAGCCUGGAUUUUUUACGGAAAAGCGACCAUUUUUGAGUGUAGAUGAUGUCCAUGAAAGUUCUCCCGUAGAGAAGUUGGAAUGUGGUAAAUUGUACUCCCAAGGCAAUGUUAACGUGCUUAUGGAUUAUAUUAAGCAGAAAGUAGGCAAAGAAAACCCUAAGGUGGUGUAUUUUGGUGACAGUGUCCGCUCAGACGUCUUUCCCUCCAAGGUACACGCCAACUGGGAGACUGUACUGAUCCUUGAGGAGCUAGAGGCCGAGGGGAUGCAGAAACAUCCCCGGAAGAUCCGACAUCACCAUGAAGACACGACAAACAAAAACGGUGCCGACGAUGACGAUGAUGAACCCAUUUGUAAGAAAAUGAAAAAUCACAUAAAGGAGCCACCCCGACAAGAGAAAGAUUACCUCACGUCAGAUCACUGGGGUUCGUUCUUCUUCGAUGACAUAAACAUGACGGAGGCGGAGAGGAAAGGCGAUUGCUACAUGAACACGUUCUGGGGUCUCUUGAUUAGAAAAUACGCCGACAUUUGCGUUCCGCAGUUAGACUAUUUGACAGACUUUCCCCUCGAUCACAAGUUUGAAGUUUUCAACCACGAAAAGAAGCAGACGUCUGGCUUCUAUCCAUCACCACCUGUCUCCCUGGCAAAAGUAGAGGAUUCCUAACAGAUUGUCAGAUCUCUCGUAGUGGGACUGUUAAAGGCACGGUUCACCAAUAAUUGCCUGUUUACAUUGAGACCCAAGAGGACUGUAAACCCUAUUUUUAUUGCGAGCCUGGGAUGUACAUUGAUUUUUUACAAAAGAAAUGUUGUUGUCUCUACCCUGCUAAGCUGCAUCACAUUUGUCAAGUCAGUCCUUGGGAUGAGGAAGUUCUUUUUCAGCCACAGUACUCAGUCAGGUUUGUGUAUGUUGUUGUUGCAGAUAGUAAACGAAAAUUUUGAUGAUUGAGAUAGUGUGUAUUUUCCAAAUAUAUGAUGACGUCAA